GGGCCGCGGGCGGCGGGCAGGCAGCGCGCCGGACAGCCCUCGGCCGGCGGCUAUGGCGGCGGCGCUGGGGGUGCGGGGGGCGACGCGGUGCUGGUUUGUGGCGCUGCGGGGCUGGAGCCAGAGAGUCGCAGCCAUGUCAACAGAUGCUCACUGGUUGACAGCAGAAGAGAGGAACCAAGUUAUACUUGACCUUAAAGCAGCAGGAUGGUCAGAAUUAAGUGAGAGAGAUGCAAUCUACAAAGAGUUCUCUUUCAAAAAUUUUAAUCAGGCAUUUGGCUUUAUGUCCCGAGUUGCCCUACAAGCAGAGAAGAUGAAUCAUCACCCGGAGUGGUUCAAUGUAUACAACAAGGUCCAGAUAACUCUCACAUCGCAUGACUGUGGUGGACUGACCAAAAGAGAUGUGAAACUGGCCAAGUUUAUUGAAAAAGCAGCUGCUUCUGUGUGAUUUCAUCUAAAACGCAUGUAAAAUCUUAUAUGCGUCUUAAGCGCCAAUGUAUUUUGAAGGCAAUUUAAAUGAAAAAAUUAAGUUGUAAAUUUAGCUCACCUUUUGAAGUAUUGCAUUUUGUAAAAAUCAGUGCUUAAAAAAUAAAGAUGACUUAAACUUAA
Molecule: messenger RNA, 606 nt
Organism: Camelus dromedarius (Arabian camel)
Lineage: Eukaryota; Metazoa; Chordata; Mammalia; Artiodactyla; Camelidae
Gene: PCBD2
Product: pterin-4 alpha-carbinolamine dehydratase 2
Exons: 4
Coding region: 53-445 (130 amino acids)
Biological process (GO): tetrahydrobiopterin biosynthetic process
Molecular function (GO): 4-alpha-hydroxytetrahydrobiopterin dehydratase activity
Source: RefSeq, a predicted model, not a curated record